AUGGCGGCGGCAGACGGCGAUUGCAAGGAGCCCACUGGGGUCGACAAUGCAGGAGAGGAACAUGCUGAGAACAGGUCCGUUUGCUCCCGCAGCACCGACUCUAGCGAGUCUGGCCCCCUGAACAUCGAGUUCGGCCCAACCGUCCGGAGAAAGAUGACAUUUGUGGAGUACGAGCCGGAAUCUAACAAGGACGAUAGAUCUACUCUCCCGUCUCGUAUGAUGGGCAAAAACACUCACGGCUCCGGCUCCAUCUCCAUCUCCAUCCCCAGUUCUAACUCCUCGGAGACCAGCUCGAGUGGCAGCAACCGCUACCUAUCGCCAUCUAGAAGCCCCAGACCUGGGCCUCCACUCCGCAGGACGGAACCGCAGGAUCUCAACUCAAUCAUGGCAGCGCUCCAUGGCGCUAUGGAUACCUGCGUCGGUGUGCUUGUGAGCAGGGAGAAGACCGCCCUUCUCGAUGCUAUUGAAAAGCUAAAGGCGUUCGCCGAGGACCAAGAGGGCAAGCACACCUCGCUUGUGCAGAGCCUGGGAUACUCCGAAUCGAUGCUGGAAAAGUUGGGGGAACGCGCGGCUGAGAGCUUGGCGAAGGAGACAAGUCUGAAAAUGCAGGUCGCGUCGCUCGAGCAGGAAAAGGACGGCUACUGGGCCUGUAUGAGCGAUCUUCGGGAGGGACAGAAAGAGUCCAAGAGACAGAUCGACUACUUCCGCAUGCAGAACCUGGGGGCAGAGGCACUCGAGUCGGCAAGGCUAGAGGUCGUGGCUACCGAAAAACUGAAGGUAAGCGAGGCCGAGAAGGAGGAGAUGAAGGCGGAAAUUGAACGCCUCAGGCGAGAGAUCAAAGUGACUAAAAUUGAUCUCGACGCGGUCAAGAACCAGGGCGUGCUCGGCAGCUCCUCCCCCGGGCUUUCCUUGGCCAGCCAGAUCAUGGCUGAGAACGAAAAGUUGAAGGAGGAUGUCUACGCUCUGACCAAGGACCUCGCCGAGGUCCAAAAGGCACAUGACACACUCCUGGACGACAUCGACCAAGAGAGCCUCAACUCGGGAGGCGACGGCGAUAGCAGCGAUAUGGUCUCCUCCAAGCUGAGCCUCGUCCGUAACCGGGUCUCCCAGCUCGAGGCCGCACGCCGCGAUAUUGUACUCCGGAUGACUUACGCCCAGCUGGCCGUAAACGGCGCCGUCAGGGACGGGGAUGCCGCAAUGGAGAGGCAGAAGCGCGACGAAGAGCGCAAGCUCUCGGUCCUGGCUGACAUGCAGAAAGCCGCCCUGGAUGAGUGCACGAGUCUGCAACAGCAGGUCGAGAGCGACCUAGAGCGCAUGGAGGAUCUGGAGUCGAAUGUGAGCGACAGCAGGGCAAGGCUGGCGCGCUUGUCCCGCGGCAGCGACGCCUUCAAGACCACCGAGAAGAACAUGGUCGACCUGCGGGUCGACGUCAGGAGACUCAACACACAGUGCCUCGAGAGGCUGCAGGCGAUGGGGAAGCUCCUGGACGAGGCGGGCAGCGAGGCGCACAUCGAACUGAUGGCGGCGCACGAGUCCAUCGGGGACCUGCGCGCGCUCAACGGCAGGCUGGAGCGCGAGAACGCCGUGCUCAAGACGCGCGCGGCCCGCAACGACCCGCUGGCGCUGCGCUUCGAGCAGGACCAGAAGGAGCUCGAGGCGCGCGCGCGGGAGCUCGAGGAGGAGCACCUGGAGCGGCGGCAGGCGCUCGAGGUGCGGUACCGCGAGGGCGAGGUGCGCCUCAAGAAGUGCCAGGAGGAGCUGCUGCGGCUGCGCGAGGAGCUGGACGGCGUCCGCCGGGCCUUUGACGACACGGCGCUCAAGCUCCGCCGGAGGGAGAUGCGGGACAACGACGACGGAUCAUCGCCAGACGUCGACGACGGCAACAGCCCCUCCCCCUACGCGGACGACGACGGCCCCGACGCCCGGGACCGCGAGGUCAUGAUAGCGAUGCGCGCGGCGGUGGCGACGCGCGCGGCGGUGGUGGACGAGUUCCGGGAGCGCGUCUCCAGGCUCGAGGCCGUCAACGACGCGCUCACCGCGCUACUUGGCGACUCCGCCAACCACCAGGCCGCCGACCUCGCGGUGCCCCUCCUAGGCACGCACGAGCAGGAAUACCGCGAGCUGGAGCGGCACGUCGAGCCGCGCGGCGCUGAGGUCUUCCUGGACGUGAUGCGGCGGCGCGCCGACAUCCUCGACGGACGCGGCGCGGCGGGGCCCCUGACGAUAGGCGAGGGCCAGCUCGUGGCCACCUGGCUGGAGCUGCUGCGCGCAAAGGUGCUCUUCGGCCACAAGUACCGCGCCCGGCUCUGGGAGGCCACCUCCACCUCCACCUCCAACUCCAACACCACCACCACCACCACCGGUGAUGAUGAUGGUCAGGGCUCGUCGGCAGCGGCGCUCGCCUGGGACCCCUUCGUCGAGGCGGACGCGCUGGUGCGCCGGUUCGAGUCCGUUUACGAAGUCAUCCCCGGCCUGCCCCGCGCGGGGCUCGCGGGCCUGCGGCUGCUGCGCGCGCAGGUCGCCCUCGACUACCUGGGCGGUGAUGCGGAGCAGACGGCCAAGGCCUUUGGGGCGCUGGGCCUGAGGGCCGACGGCGGCGUCGGCCAAUGCCCCCCGUCCAGCGACGCCGCCCUGCUCCGGGCCACGCUGGGGUGGGCGAAGCGGGUCGAGCAGCUCGAGGAGCGGCGGCGGAGGUGGAGGGCCGGGGACAAGCCGGCCUGCCAGGAGCCGCGCGGCCCGUGCGGCUGCAGGCUCCGGGCUGCCUUCUGA
This is a messenger RNA of Gaeumannomyces tritici R3-111a-1, 2769 nucleotides long. RefSeq lists its product as hypothetical. Bases 1 to 2769 code for a protein of 922 amino acids. Lineage: Eukaryota; Fungi; Ascomycota; Sordariomycetes; Magnaporthales; Magnaporthaceae. The transcript has a single exon. The record is from RefSeq and is a predicted model, not a curated record.